AUGGCUGCUUCUCACGGGGACCUGUCCCACCUGCUACCAGGCAAUUACAAGCGCCUGAUCACAAACUGGCUCGAGGAGGACUGUCCCAGCCUGGACUAUGGCGGCUUCGUCGUCGGCGAGUCUGACGGCGAGGCCCGACUGCUCGGCAAGAGCCAGGGUGUCAUCGCUGGCGUCCCCUUCUUCAACGAGGUGUUCUCCCAACUCGGCUGCUCUAUCGAAUGGCACAUUAAAGAAGGCACUCUUCUCCCCGCCAACACGAUAACCCACUGCGCCACCGUCCGCGGGCCAGUCCGCAAAAUCCUCCUCGGCGAACGCGUCGCCCUGAACAUUCUCGCCCGCUGCUCCGGCAUCGCCUCCAAAUCUGCCUCCAUGCUAGCUGCCCUCCGCGCUCAGGGCUGGACCGGCACCCUCGCUGGUACUCGCAAGACCACGCCUGGCUUCCGCGUGGUCGAGAAGUACGGCAUCCUGGUUGGCGGCGCGGACCCCCACCGCCACGACCUGAGCCACAUGACCAUGCUCAAGGAUAACCAUGUCUGGGCGUGUGCCAAUAACGGCGCUGCAGCUGGCGGCAAGACGAAUCCCGAGUCUAUUGCGGCGGCUAUUCCGCGCGCGGUGGCUGCGGCGAAGGCGGCGGGUGGCUUUGCGACGAAGGUUGAGGUGGAGGUGAGGAGUGUGGAGGAAGCGGAUGCGGCGAUUGGGGCUGGGGCGGAUGUGGUCAUGUUGGAUAACUUCACGCCCGAGGGUGUGCGCGAGGCGGCGAGGUCGUUGAAGGAGAGGUGGGCCGGGAAGGGCCGCUCUUUCUUGGUAGAGGUUAGUGGCGGGUUGACGGAGGAGAAUGCCGCGGCGUAUGCGUGCCCGGAUGUGGAUAUUCUGUCGACGAGCUCAAUCCACCAGGGGACGGGCAUUGUGGACUUCUCGCUCAAGGUCUCGCUGCGGUAG
Molecule: messenger RNA, 939 nt
Organism: Penicillium canariense
Lineage: Eukaryota; Fungi; Ascomycota; Eurotiomycetes; Eurotiales; Aspergillaceae
Product: nicotinate-nucleotide diphosphorylase (carboxylating)
Exons: 3
Coding region: 1-939 (312 amino acids)
Biological process (GO): NAD+ biosynthetic process; quinolinate catabolic process
Cellular component (GO): cytoplasm
Molecular function (GO): nicotinate-nucleotide diphosphorylase (carboxylating) activity
Source: RefSeq, a predicted model, not a curated record